Diprion similis is the source of this 3665-nucleotide messenger RNA. RefSeq names its product discoidin domain-containing receptor 2-like. Gene Ontology annotation, cellular component: signaling receptor complex. Bases 471 to 3251 code for a protein of 926 amino acids. The record is from RefSeq and is a predicted model, not a curated record. Gene Ontology annotation, biological process: multicellular organism development; positive regulation of kinase activity; protein phosphorylation. The transcript has 17 exons. NCBI's taxonomy places the organism in Eukaryota, Metazoa, Arthropoda, Insecta, Hymenoptera, Diprionidae. Gene Ontology annotation, molecular function: ATP binding; collagen binding; protein tyrosine kinase collagen receptor activity.
GUUAUUGCCGUAACCAAAAUCGCGCCGUUUCGCAUCUGGUGCUGCGAAAACAAUCGAGAAUAAGUAAAAUCGCUGAACGUUCCGAUGGCAGCAAAUAUUCUGGAUAAAUACCGCAUGCAAAAAAUGUCCCAAAAUCGCGAUAUCGCCGGAGGCUAAUGCCGGAAGUGACACGGCGACGACGAUUAUACCGGGGUUUUUUAGCAUGGGAAAAAGCUCAUCGAGCCUCGGUGAAGCUUUCGGAUUUCACUCUCUGCAGAGCUUGCGAGAUUCUUCGUCGAACAUAAACCGUUUUGCUUCAACGUGUCGCGGUAAGAAUUGUUGUUAUGUGAAUUUUUGUGAGUUGAUGAGAGCUUUCGAAAGCUGGCAGACGAUAUUCUGACUCACCGAAAGCUCAGACGAAGACGACUCGAAGACAGCCUCAAACUCGGUUCACAUGAGACCAAGUCAUAGGAGACAAUUCAUCGGGCAGGAUGAAGGCCACGCUUAUUCUUCAGCUGAUAUGGAUUGGCGAACACGUCGCGUCAUCCACGAUGGGGUCGUGUAAUUCACCCCUGGGGAUGGAGUCUGGGGCUAUUCCGGAUUCCGCCGUCAAUGCUUCCUCCUCGUACGUAACAAACGUUGGACCUCGAUAUGCUCGAUUGCGCAAGGAGACUGCGGGGGGUGCCUGGUGCCCGAAAAGGCCGAUCGAGGCGGAAGUCCGGGAGUGGCUGCAGGUCGAUUUCAGCGGCUCCCACGUCGUGACGGCGAUCGAAACGCAGGGACGUUACGACCAUGGCAGGGGCCAGGAAUACGUCGAGGAGUACACCCUCGAGUACUGGAGACCCGGGUUCGCCGAAUGGCGGCAGUACCGGAGGUGGGACGACCAGAAGAUAUUGACAGGGAACACCGACACGGCCACCGUCGUUUCCCAGGAACUUCACCCGCCCAUCAUUGCCACAAAAAUACGCCUGUUGCCGCAUUCGGUUCACAGACGCACCGUGUGCCUUCGCAUCGAGCUGAAGGGCUGCCCGGAGACCAGCGGAGUUGUCAGCUACACUGUUCCCCAAUCUCCGGUAAGAGAACUUGAGGACACCUAUUACGACGGGAUAAAGCGACAGGGGAAUCUCCUCGAGGGUAUCGGACGGCUAAUGGACGGCGAGGUUGGAGCCGACGACUACAGGAUUGACACCAGCUACGGAAAAGGUACUGGAUGGGUUGCCUGGAUGAGCGAUUCCUUCGAGGAGAACUUCCUCGAGCUCGUUUUUCAGUUCGAUGAAAUCAGGAUCUUUCACGCCGUCCACUUAUACGCCAACAACUACUUCUCACGCGACGUCCAGGUCUUCGCCAGGGCGGAUAUCUGGUUCAGCAUUGGUGGUCAGUUCUACAAGGGUCAGCCCAUUUCCUACUCCUACAUGCCCGACACUGUACUCGAAAACGCCAGGAACGUAACGAUCGGUCUCCACGGCAGAACCGGCCGAUUCGUCAAGCUCCACCUUCACUUCGCAAACCGAUGGAUCAUGAUUAGCGAGGUUGUCUUCGAGGCCUCCAGUCUGCCCGAGAACACAACGGACGAGGUGACCAGCUUCGAAAUUGGGGUGAACGAAGCGCCAGUGAGUCCGGAAUUGGACCUGACUUUACAAACGAUUACAGCUAGAGAAAAAGGCCAGGAACACGUCGAGGUUUUAAUCGGCGUCCUUACAGCCAUCACUCUUCUUCUUCUUCUGGUGUUCGUUAUCAUCUUACUGCUCAGCCGGCGACAGAAACUACAAAACUCACCGACCGUCUUAAAGAAUCCCUUUGGAUUCGCGAUCAACAUGAAGGGUCUGCUGCUGAACCUAACACCAAGUGGAAUGCUUCGCGACAACGGCCACGCCGGUUCCCCUGGCGCAGCCGAAGAUUUAAGCAUGCACGAGUCCCUGACAAUGGAACAAUUUCACUCGCCCCUCGUUGCUGCUCAGUCGCUCUCCUUCGAGCCGACCUACGCGACGGUGGUUAAGACUGUGUCUCUGGACGCAGUAAAGGACUUUGAAGACAUCGAGGACGAGGAUAUCGGAGGUUCGUCCGACGCGUACGAGAGUAAACCACGAGGUGGAGUAAAGACGGAUUUGGUAGUGAAGGGUUCGUCGGGGUGCAGCUACGCCUCGCCCACUUCGCAUCAGGGUAAAUCCGGCUCGAAACAUUCGCACAAUUACAGAACGCUGCAGUCCGGUUCUAGGGGGACAAACGCUCCUGUAGUAUCGUCAGCCUCUCCCCAGAGGGACCUUGACCUCUGGCAUUCUAAACGAUGGCAUACCGCCCCCAAGGAGAAACACAAGAUACCGGCCCCCGUCGUCUGCUGGAACAUCGCACCGAGUAUGAGCAGGCCCUACAAAUGCAAAGAAACAGAACCGACGGAAAUACCGAGACAGUGUCUCCGCGUUGCUGAGAAACUCGGUUCGGGCCACAUCGGAGAGGUCAUCAUCUGCGAGACGGUUGGACUCGGCGCCGUUCUUACCGGCGUCGGAAAACUGGUUGUUGCCCGGGUGCCACCGAUCGACGGUGACGAAGCCCUUCGGGAGGUUAGGUUUCUCUCAAACCUCAUCGACCCGAACCUGGCCCGCGUCUUCGGCGUCUGUGCCGGCGACCCCGCUCCUUGGACCAUCAUGGAAUAUACGGAACUGGGAGACCUCGCUCAUUAUCUGCAGUACAGCGUUCCUUUGACCGGUACAACGAGGACUAGUUGCAGUCUGAAGGCUCUCAGCCAGAGCUGCCUACUCUACAUGGGCGCGCAAAUAGCGUCCGGGAUGAGGUACCUCGAGUCGAGGAAUCUCGUGCACAAGGAUUUGGCAGCUCGCAAUUGUCUCCUGGGACGUUCUUACGCCGUAAAAGUGACCGACAUCGCGAUGUGCAGCGAUCUAUAUAAGAAGGACUAUUGUGACAUCGGUGGAAGGCCUCCGGCGCCAAUCAGAUGGCUGCCAUGGGAGAGCGUGUUAUUGGACAGAUACACCUGCGCCAGCAGCGUUUGGUCCUUCGCCGUUACACUUUGGGAGGUGAUGAGCCUCGCCCGGGAAAAACCCUUCCAGCAUCUCAGCAACGAACAGGUCAUCCAGAACGCCGAGCUAAUGUAUUACGGGGGAGAGCUGCAGGUUUUACUGCCGAAACCAACUAUGUGCCCAGAAAAUGUUUACAAGCUGAUGUGCUCCUGCUGGAAACGCGAGGAAACUGUACGACCGAGUUUCAAGGAGAUCUGCGGGUUCCUGGUCACCAUUAAUGGCGACUACAUCCCAGCGUAGAACGUAAAUCGUCGUGCUUGACUGUGAUAAUUGACGAAGAGCGCUGGGAAAUCGAUCUCCUCCAUGCGUCAACGUGUCGUUUAAUAUAUCGCGCUAUUUCCUGAGAUGAGAUUAGGGCAGUCAGACUCUCUCGGCCGAAAUUCUUCAUGACACUUCUUCCUAGCGCGUAUAAAUGAUGAAUAAUUAAUUGUCAGCUUGUGACAAUCCUUAGACAUAUAAUAUAAAUAUAUAUAUAUAAAUAUAAAAAGAAUAUAAUGAUGUAUAUUCGAUUAUGUACGAUAUGUUUAUGACACUACGUUGUAACUGAUGCGAUUUCCGUUGACAAAAAAAAUAAUUUACUUACUUCGACGUAGCUGAUGUAAAUUUUUCACGAUAAAACAACAACAAUCGGAGAAAACUGAUAAACGGUGGCGA